AAAAGAAAAAUAAAAAUAAAAUUCAAAGCGGAGCGCAAAUAGUUUAUUCCGAAAAAUAUAAAAGAAAACAUCUCAGUGGUACAGGUCGUAGAUUUCAGGUGAAAGUCGAGAAUUCCAGCAUUUAUCUCGCAAAUUGGAAAUGCAAUACUAGUCAAUUGCUCUCUGAUUUCUUCACACCUGAGGUGGGUCUAUAAUCUGUUAACAGAUGUUGAGCUCCGGGAAUGGCUUUGAUUGUAUCACCGCGCCUCGAUUAAUUAUGCUGGCCACCCUAGUUGUACUAUCAUGGGUGGUUGGAGUUGCCUCCAUGGCAGUGCCGAGUUCUAAUUGCUACGCUCUUGAUAAUUCCAGCCACAUUGUUGAUUUUACAAGCUGGAAAGGACAUCUUUUUGAGUAUGAGGGAGAGGAGUCAGACAUGGUUGUUCGAUUUUGCAAAGACGUGGAGAGCAGAUCACAAACAGGAUAUGUUGAUUUUGGCCGCUUUGAUACAUAUAACCAUUUUGUUGCUGGCUCUGGACGUGUCAACUUUGUUCAAGGAUUCUAUGAGGGUGAUCUCAUGAAUUGUGAGCAAAGUUAUAACAAAUUGGGGCGCACGGCUCAGGUAAAUAUCAUAUGUGGAAGUUGUUUCAGCAGACAAUGUAAAGGUGAACUUGGAUGUAUAUGCAGUGUUACAUAUGAAUCAUCUUGCAGAGUUAUUGUGGAACUUGCUAUUCCUUGUGAGAAACGUGGUCCACGGGUUUUUGAAGGAUUCACUAUUGGGUUUCAUCCACGGUCAUGGGAAAUUGUCUACAAUGGCAUGACCCAACCUGGUUUUGAGAAGUCUCACAAUGAAUUUCACUUUAGUACUGAACAGACUCGUGUUACCCUUCAUAUGACUGCAGUUGCAUCCCUCUCAAAUUUGGUGCAAAAACCAACUGUGAAGGUACUCCCGCAGAAUGGCCUAGAAGUUCAUCUAUCUGGCUCUGGUGCUUCUGGAACUCCCCCAACAACUUUGUCACCAACUGUUUUGACUGUAGAUUGGACAUGUAAAAAGGUACACACUACUCCUUACGAAGUGGAAAUCACUAUUCCUGUGGAGAAUUAUGAUCCAGUCAAGUUCACACUUACAAAAAUGUGCGAUCACAAACAAGAUGAUGGGAAAGCGACAACGAAAGGAUGGGCUAUAUUUGGAAUCUUAUCAUGCAUAUUCUUUGUUUCACUUACCCUGUUCUGCUGUGGUGGAUUUAUUUAUAAAUUACGGGCACAAAACCAGCAUGGGCUUGAUGCAUUACCAGGGAUGACCUAUUUAUCUGCAUUCUUACAAACUGUGUCUGGAGGAGGUCAGGGUUACCAAAGAGCAGAAGAGAGUAACAAUCCCUUCAUCCCUGCUGCUCAAGGAACUGGAAGGACUGAGGUCAGAUAUGGUUCCAUUUAAAUGUACAUACUCUCGAGUCCAAAGCAAACAUGACGACAAGGAUCUGUUUUGUUGAGGUUUCAGUGUCAGCUUAGCACAUUUGAAUUUCAGUCACGAGCCAUUGAUAACGACGAUUACUGCAUGCAACUGCUGCUUAAAUGCUGAAAAUUGACUUUCUACUGCGUUGGCAAAAGUUUUCUUUGAUCUGUUUAGCUUACUUUAUGGUUAAGGGUGCUAUGUUUUACGAUCCUUGGUUCAUAGAGUGAAUUACAGUAAACAGCAUCUAUUUAGUCACAUGUAGUGUUUAUCACUGGGCUACUGACUUCUAACAACUUCUUCAUAUAGUUAUAGGAACAAACCACAUGAAAUUACUUGAUUUGUUUAUAUUUUUUUGGUGAUGUACUUUUCUCUCUUCCCUUCAAGUUCUUUUCGAAGACUUGUUUUUGAUUAAGAUGAAAAACAAAGCUUAAGACAUGGUAAAGAUAGGAUUCAAACCGAAAGGGAGACUGGCAAAUAAUCUAGAAUUUAUUGAUGUAUCCUGAAGAUUUGCUUAUAAUGUCCUAUUUUCGGAUGAAGUUCUCGCAUCCAAAAAUUUAAGCCCUAGGUUAUCAGACAAUAUGAAUGAGUUUCAAGAUGGAAGUUAACACUGGUGACUAUAGAUGUGAAGCCUUAUUUUACUUGUAAUUCUGCUAUCUGCUCUUGUUUUAUUUGUUUGUUUAUAUACCUUCUUCAUUGAUCAUUGAUGCAUAUAAUUUGGCAUUCGUUGAUAAACAAAGGUGCCUCAUUUUAUUA
This is a messenger RNA of Chenopodium quinoa (quinoa), 2182 nucleotides long. RefSeq lists its product as uncharacterized. The coding region runs from base 206 to 1411 and encodes 401 amino acids. Lineage: Eukaryota; Viridiplantae; Streptophyta; Magnoliopsida; Caryophyllales; Amaranthaceae. The record is from RefSeq and is a predicted model, not a curated record. The transcript is spliced from 19 exons.